CUUGUCCCCCAAAACUCGAUGAUGGCUGCUGAAGAUAUCAGCCAUGAGCCCAGGGCUCUCGCAGCAUCCGCCGACGGACUUGAGAUCCAGAAGUCAAAGAUCGAUGCAGCUUCAACAACCUUCGAAGCAUCUGGUGAUGUCGAGAUCCAGGGCGCAGACGAGCCAGAGAAGACGUAUUACAGCAAGCUCUCGGUCUGGCUCAUGGUUCUCUUCUCCGGCUUAGCAAUAGGUUCAGAUGGCUACAAUGCCGCGGUCAUUGGCAACGUGGAGCUUCUCCUGGCCGUGUUGUAUCCGGAGGCUCUGACAGAUGCCAUAUAUGACCGGCUGAGCAACGCUUUCCUCAUCGGAAUGAUCCUCGGAAUGCUGCUAUUCGGCGUCGUCGUUGACCAGCUGGGCCGCAAGACAGGGGCCGUGGCAACUACAACCCUUCUGGUUGUCGGCAUUGUGCUGUCUGCUGCUGCUAGCGGGGACUCCCCUACAGGGAUGUUCUGGAUGUUGAUUGUCGCGCGCGGUAUAGCUGGCGUAGGAGCCGGCGGUGAGUACCCCGUCUCCGGCGCAGGCGCUGUCGAAGCAACAGAUGAGAGCCACCAAUACCGCAAGCACCGUGGUUUCAUGUUCGCCAUGCUGGCCGAUCUCUCCAGCUCGCUGGGUUAUGUCUGGGGGGGCCUUGUACCUUUGCUAUUGCUCCUGUGCGUCGGCCAGGAGGUUGACAAGUAUGACGUCGUCUGGCGAACUUCGUUCGCACUCGGCCUUGUCCCACCGUUGGUCAUCUUUUGGUUCCGCUUGAAGAUGGCCGUCUCCACCGCUUAUCGCAAGUCAGCCCUUCGCAAACAGAGGACACCAUAUCUCCUUGCCAUCAAGAGAUACUAUCGACCUUUAAUCGGUUGCGCGACUACGUGGUUCCUUUAUAACUGGAUCUCGAUACCGUUUGGAAUAUUCAGCUCCACCAUUAUAUCACGCGCCAACAUUGGUGACAAACAGCUCGUCAAGAACUUUGGGUGGGGGACACUGAUCAACUGCUUCUAUAUCCCAGGUCCGUUCCUUGGCGGAUAUCUUAGCGACAAGAUUGGACGUCGUAAGACCAUGGCCCUCGGUUUUAGUCUACAGGCGGCUCUCGGAUUUAUCCUCGGUGGGGCCAUAUUCCCCAUCCAAAACGUCUUCCCACUGUUUAUUGUCCUCUAUGGUGUCUUUCUGACUUUGGGGGAGGUUGGCCCCGGCAGCACUGUGGUCCUGACGGCCUCGGAGUGCUUUCCCACGUCGAUCAGGGGGCAGAUGAUGGGCUUCAUUGCAGCUUGGUCUAAAGCUGGCGCCGCGAUAGGCACACAGGUAUUUACCGCAAUUCUCAAUGCAUACGCUACCGACCCAUCAAAGGGGAACCAAGUGGCUUUUCUUAUCGGCUCGGGUUUCGCAGUUCUGGGAGCAUUGGUGGCAUUCUUUGUGAUUCCAGAUGUAUCUACAAAGCUGGAGGAUGAUGAUAGGGAAUGGAAAACCUACCUUUCCCAACACGGGUGGGAGGGAAGCGGCUGGGGCGAUAAGGCGACUCAAGAUCCAAGCGGUGUGAUACUAAACCAAAAAGGUUCAUAG
Molecule: messenger RNA, 1584 nt
Organism: Diaporthe batatas
Lineage: Eukaryota; Fungi; Ascomycota; Sordariomycetes; Diaporthales; Diaporthaceae
Exons: 3
Coding region: 19-1584 (521 amino acids)
Biological process (GO): transmembrane transport; carboxylic acid transport
Cellular component (GO): plasma membrane
Molecular function (GO): carboxylic acid transmembrane transporter activity
Source: RefSeq, a predicted model, not a curated record